UUGGACUUCCACCUUCAUUUUAUUUUCCCCUCUUUGUUUUCGUUACCUUUUGCAAUCAUAGAGCGUCGUUUUUACUCCAGUCGCUUGCUUCUAGUGGGUCAAGGCACCGGAUAAUUGCGGCAAAUUUUCUGGUUCUUUCGUGCUCUUAGAACUCAUGGGCCCUGGCCGCUCCUUCCGCAUCCCUGCACGCUGUCGACACCCUUAGCCAAGUUGAUCCUGCGAGUCAAGGGCCAGUCUAACCCGUUGAUUUCGGUAGCCAAGAAAUCCAGUACUCCUCCGCCUGCAUUACGUAGAAGCGUUGAGAGAGCAGCCUACUCUCACAUCUGCAUGAACGAAAAACGCUGGUCUACGGCCAACGACUCUCCACGAUGAACGUGAACAAGAAACUCGAUCGCUUCAAACAAUGGGCUGGCGAACGCAUGGGAGGAGAAGCAAAAACAUGUGUUUCGGAGGAUUUUAAAGCUCUAGAGGAAGAAAUGGUCUUGAGACAUGAUGGCAUGGAACGUCUUCAAAAGGGGAUGACGGUGUAUGUUAAGUCGCUAUCGAAAAGAUCUGAAGGCGACGACAAGGAAAAGGUUCUUCCGGUCGCUUUGCUGGGCUCAACUAUGAUCAGCCAUGGGGAGGAUUUUGACCAUGGUUCCGAGUUCGGGAGCCGUCUUCUAGCCAUGGGCCGUACACAUGAGAGAAUUGCUCGCAUUCAAGAAAACUAUGUCGCGAACGCAACGAGCGCAUGGCUCGAGUCGCUGGAGCGCUCUCUUGCUCAGAUGAAGGAAUACCAGGCCUCACGCAAGAAACUGGAAAGCCGUCGGCUCGCCUAUGAUGCAUCGCUCGCCAAAGUACAAAAAGCCAAAAAGGAGGAUUUCCGUGUCGAGGAGGAGCUCCGCUCACAAAAGGCCAAAUACGAGGAAUCCAGUGAGGAUGUAUAUCGACGCAUGCAGGACAUCAAAGAGUCUGAGUGUGAGAGUAUUUCGGAUCUGGAGGCCUUUCUCGAUUCUGAGCUACGUUACUUCGAGAAUUGUCACGAAGUCUUAAUGCAACUUAAAAGAGACUGGCCUGCAACAUCAUCGCAAACUCACGAGAACCGCCGCAACAGAUCCCGCUCCGUAACAGCACACAGCUACGGCGAUCGCUUCAGUGCAGUCGAAGAAGAGCCUGAACCUGCUCCCAUGCUUGAGCCCCGGCGCUCGAUUCGCUCUACCAGAGUCGCCUCUUCUAGCCUUGCCCUAGAACGCUCGCCCCGCCGCGACAUGAGCGGAAUUGACAUGCCUGUGCGUCGACCGACUGUUCAUCGCGCCUCCACAACAGAGCGCCAUGCGUCAAAUAGCUUUGAAGGCCCUACCCAACUUUAUCGUGAAUAUACAGGACAUCCGGCCCCGGGAUUCUCGCGGAUACCCACUGACCCACCGACUUAUGUCUCGAGUCAUUCGCAGUUCCCUAGUGCAUCACGCCACAAUCUUGGACAUGAUGUGUUUGGUGAUCCGACCGACGACAAUACUCUUCAUAGUACUUCUAGUCCUGAACGUUCGUGGGGCGAUCAAUCUUCGUCCCCGGCAACGUCGUAUAGUAGUGGGCCAUCUCGCAAGACGAGCUCUUCCACGCUUAAUGCAGGAUAUGCAAAUAAGAAAGCGCCGCCGCCACCUCCACCUUCAAGGGCUAAGAAGCCUCCACCGCCACCACCGUUGAAGCGCAGUGCGAUUAGUACUUCGAGUGUGCCAUUUGCAUGAUGUCAUCGUGUAUUGCAUUUGAAGGCGAUAGACUGGUUUCAUCUUUAUACUACUUGUAUGUUCUGGCAUUUGCAUCAUUUGUUAGCGGUAUCCUUUGUGGCUUUUAAUUUUAUGGAAUUUGGUAUUUCCUCUUAUUGUUAUUUUGUUUACUAAGUUUUUCGAAAGAGAGUUGGUGAAUUCUGAAUCCGCCCCCUUCCCUUUCCAUUACCCUGUUUCAAGAAUCAAGAUGCAAUUCUUUUAUAACCAUCCAAAAAAAGCUAAGCUUUUGCAACUGGUUUUUGGAAUACCCCAUUCGGCGGGCUGUGGUGUGAUAUCUCGUGAUAUGUAGGGUC
Xylona heveae TC161 is the source of this 2056-nucleotide messenger RNA. RefSeq names its product BAR-domain-containing protein. Gene Ontology annotation, cellular component: cytoplasm. The record is from RefSeq and is a predicted model, not a curated record. The transcript has 5 exons. Gene Ontology annotation, molecular function: protein binding. The coding region runs from base 369 to 1724 and encodes 451 amino acids. NCBI's taxonomy places the organism in Eukaryota, Fungi, Ascomycota, Xylonomycetes, Xylonales, Xylonaceae.